Lucilia cuprina (Australian sheep blowfly) is the source of this 3552-nucleotide messenger RNA. RefSeq names its product transcription factor TFIIIB component B'' homolog (gene Bdp1). Gene Ontology annotation, cellular component: transcription factor TFIIIB complex. The transcript is spliced from 2 exons. Gene Ontology annotation, biological process: RNA polymerase III preinitiation complex assembly. Gene Ontology annotation, molecular function: TFIIIC-class transcription factor complex binding. Lineage: Eukaryota; Metazoa; Arthropoda; Insecta; Diptera; Calliphoridae. The record is from RefSeq and is a predicted model, not a curated record. Bases 131 to 2977 code for a protein of 948 amino acids.
AAUUCUGUCUCGUGGUUGUCUGUGUUGUUUUUAUUUUGGUUAAUAUAUCUGUUCAAAUUGCGUGAACAUUGUUUAAAUUACAAAAUAAUUAAUGAAAUUGAUGGAUAACUGAAAAAUAAAUUCUUUAAAAAUGGCUAUGAGAAGACCGCGUAUAAAGCCAGUGGCAAAUAUACUAUUAAAUUCCAAGCGUAAAGCAAAGUCAGCAAAUGAUGUAAAAACAGUUAAAACUAGUGAAAGUGAUGUAAAUGAGGGGCAGGAAGUUGUAAAACAAGUGAAUGUUCCAACAAUUGAAGAAAGUGCAAAGGAAAAGAACGUAGAAGUUUCCAAUAAUAUUGAGAAACCAUUAGAGGUUAGAGUGGACACGACAGCAAAUGAAAAUAACCUAAUCAGAGAUACGGAGCAAAAUCAAACAAAUGAAAUACCACAGAAUACGGAGCAGCUGACUAAUGGUAAUGAUAAUGACAACGAACACGUUAAUAUAACAAAAGCUUCAGAAGUUGUUGCAAACAACAACGAACCAAAAGAGCAUUUAAAUAAAACCCACGAAGAAGCUCCAGAGACAUUAAAUGAUUCUGAAGCUUUUAAGUGUCCACCAAAAGUGGGACUUCAACGAGCUAUAAGUCAUACUUCCAACAGUGGAGUAGAUGAUGUGUUCUAUUCAGAUAUAGAAGAAAAUGCUUUACAAAUGGAUUUAGAAAAAUCACCAUCUUUAAAUGGUUGCCCAAUGUCUCCUUCAAAAAAUUUGACCAGACAACGAAUACGUCCUACACCACAUUUUGGCCAAAGGCGCAAUAGUUUUGUAGGUACCUCUCCCUCUCCUCAUAACUCGGGAAAUGAAGACAAUCACCCUGUUGGAAGCAAUGUUAACAAUGAUUUUGUGCACCCUUCUCCAACAAGACGUGAAAGACAUUACUCUGCCUCUUUAACAUCACAUCCACACUAUCAUCAUACACCACAUAAAUAUUUACCUGCGGGUAUAACAAACAGUAGCAUGGGACGCAUACGUACAGAAUCUGGCUGUUCGGUAUUUUCGGACACCAACACUUCCUCGCACAAGUCUCGUAAAACAGAGGACAACAAACAGAAUUCUCGUAAAGAUUUUGAGGCUCGCUUUCAUAAUGGUGUACCAGAAAAGUCUGCCAUAAAAAUGUCUGAUUUGAUAUAUUAUAAUCCAGCCACCAAUCCAAUGGAACAAAAACCCAAUCCCAGUGUAAAACUAGAACAAUCCGAAACUUCAGCUAGUGAUGUUAAACCGUUUGCUGAAAAACUAGAAAAAGAUACAGACAAUUCUGCUGAGGGUGAAGCUGUACCAGUGCCACAAUUAAAACUCAAUGCCAAAGGAGAACUUAUACUCGAUGAUAAAUCAUUAGUUAUUGAAACCACUGCCGAACAGGAAGCACGUAAAGUAUUAGCCAACUCUUCUUUGAUAUAUCUAGAUGAGAAUACCGGCAUGAAUGGUUUCUAUUCGAGGCAAAAACGUACACGGGAAUGGUUGCCCGCCGAAACUAUAAAAUUCUAUCGUUGUCUACAGAAUGUUGGCACCGACUUUUCACUAAUGGUCUCUUUAUUUCCUAAUCGUACACGACGUGAUUUGAAAUUAAAAUUCAAAAAGGAGGAGCGUAAAAAUUGUAAUCUUAUUAAUAAAGCUUUAUUGUAUCCCAAACAAUUUGAUCUGGAAUCGUUGAAACAACAAAUCGAUGAAGAGGAAAAGAUGCGGGAAGAGCAGGCUAAGAAAGCUAAGGCUACUAAGGAGAAAAAGGAAACGAAAAAGAGAAAAAUUUUUACACAAAGCAUAGCAAAUCGUGUAUUAUUAAACGAAGAUAUUUAUCAAAAUGAAAAUGAACAAGAACAAAAACCAAAAAGAGUACGAAAAACUAAGGAUAAACUUGAGAAAUCAGGACAAAACGAACAGAAUGACACCACCAAUGGUCAAGAGCCCAUAGAACUAAAUAGCCAGGCAAUCAAUCCAAAUGAAACCGAACAAAAGCCCAAGCAAAAAAGAGCAUAUACAAAAACUAAAAAGACUACCCCGAACAAUGAAGAUGUAGUAGUUGAAAAUAACAAUGGAGAAAUAGAAAGUAAUGAUAGCUUAAAAGUGGAUAAAGUGAUACGACGGCGAAGGCGAACCCCCAAUAAAACACAAAAAGAAGAAAUUAUUAUAAUAAAAGAAGAAAUAAUUAAAAUCGAAAAUAAACAAGAAUCUAACUCAGCACCAGCGUCUGUUCCCAUAGAGUAUCACGACACCAAACAGUUGCAAACGGAAAUUGAUGAAUUAUUAGAUUCAGAUGCAGUAGAUGUACCAUAUGGUGGUGUUGGUGCCAAUACAUCCUAUGAAACUAUAACUGCCAACAAUUAUUCUGCCGCUUCACAAGUGGAUCAAUAUAAUGCACAUAUAAAUAACACACCAUCCGUAACGUAUGCCACAAAUUAUGAGGAGAAUUAUUGUGAAACGGAAACGGAUAUUAAUAAAUAUGAACAUAGAACUUUUGUUAACUUAGAUGAUGGCUCUGUUAAUGUUUAUAGUAAAAUCAAAGAUGAUGCUACUUUUAUAACGCCACCAACAACCACACCAUUACCAUCACCUAACCCCACUCGAUCUCAAACACCAACCUCAACACUUUCUCCACCAUCACCGCCGCAAAUACUACCAGAUCAGAUUAACUAUGAAAAUAAUUCAUUAGAAUCAGAAACAGAAACAACUGUAACUCCAAUGAUAAAUCCUGAUCCAGAGAUUAUUAACAAUGAUACUUGUUCAUCUGUGAUAUCCGAACGUGAAUUAAAUGAAGAAGAUAUACAAUCAAUUCUAACGGAAUUAGCUGAAGGCUCAUUAGUUUUAGUUUCCUCUUUAGAUCCUGAUGACCCCGAUAAAGUUUUAAAUGAAAUCUAUAUGGUGGAUAAAAAUACGGGUGAAUUGUGUGAAGAACCUUUAAAUAUACCCGAUAAUAUUGUGCAGUGUAUUUUAACUGUGAUCAGUUAAAAGUUUUCUUUUUAUGUACAUUUUUAAUGUUUUGGUAUUUACUUUUAAGAGCAUUUCUUUUUACAAAUUCAUUGAUUAGAUAUUCAUAGACUCAUACAUAUACUCGUAGUACUAUUAUUAUUAGUUUUUUUUUCUUCUUUGUUUUGAAUUGUUAUUUUUUUCUUUUUUGAAAAGGUGGUUUCUUUUCUGUUAAUACUUGAAGCUGAUUUGACUAAAACUAAUUCGAAAAUAAGUUAUUUUUCUAUAACAAAUUUUCAAAAAAAAACUUUGGCAGGGAAUUUAUAUUUUUAUUUUAAAUUUUUUUUUACGAAAUCAUAAAUGUUUAGUUUUUUUUUCCUAUAGAGAAUUGAAACCUCCUUUUUUCGACAUUUACUCACAUACUUUAGUUUAAAAGUAUUGCUUUCCUUAUAAAAAUGAUAUAUUACUUUUAUCAUUUUAUUGUCUUUUAUAAACAUUGGCCAUAUAAAAAGAAAAUCUUAAUAGAUCAAACCUUUUGUUAAUUGUUAAAUUAUAUUUAUUGCUUUGUUAUAAAUAAUUUCAUUUCAUUAUUUACUUAUAAGAAUAAAAAAAAUAAA